GUCACACAGUAACACACACAUUCACACACACAAACACAAACAUGCAGCACACACUCAGAUCUCAGUAAACAAGCUGGUGACAGUGAGCAGGACGUGAACCGGGACUCUCAGGAGCAGAGAUGGGUUUGGGGAGGAAGCUGGACGUCCCAGUCUGUGAUCUCUCUCUGCUCAGAGGGAUCUGGGAGGUCAGAGUGAAGAAACAACGACAGAAACAGAACAAGGAACAGGAGAGGAUCGAGAAGAGCGCCCUCCCAAAGAUUGACCAGCAAUGGCAGUAUCGUAUCUACUGUAAGACACUGAAGUCCCAAGAACGCAACAUCCUGCAUCAAUACCUGGAGAGAUCUACACUGACUGAUUUACAGCCUUACAGAGAAUCAGAGCAGCAGGAUCAGAAUGAGCAGCAGGAUCGGUCCGACGUGGAGCAGAGUAAGCUGAUAUUCAAGCUGGAUGGAGAACGUUGGAUGAAUUUCCCCAAAGAGCUGCAGUGGAUGACCUACCUGAAAGAGUGGCACGUCACAGGGACAAAGAUCUGCCGGCUGCCCGACUACCUGGCAGCGUUCACCCAGCUCACUGUGCUCGAGAUCCCCAAGAACACUAUCGGAGAGCUGCCGCCUGAGAUUGGUAAACUGACUGAACUGAGGGAUUUAAACGUCAGCUUCAACCGUCUGUCCAAAGUUCCUCCAGAGCUCGGAAACUGUGAGAACCUGGAGAGGCUUCAACUCACAGGAAACCACAACCUGUUCGAGCUUCCGUUUGAGCUGAGCAGCCUGAAGCAGCUGGUUCACCUGGACAUCGCGGAGAACAAGUUUGUGUCGAUCCCCAUCUGUGCUCUGAGGAUGACCGGCCUGCAGCUGCUGGACCUGAGUAACAACAGCCUGACUGACCUGCCGCAGGACAUGGACAGGUUGGAGCAGCUGGACACUUUGUUUCUCCAUAAGAACAAGCUGAGUUACCUCCCGCACUGUCUCACCAACAUCUCCACGCUGAAGAUGAUCGUGGUCAGCGCUGACGAGCUCACCUGUGUCCCAACCAGACUGUGCUCCAAUCCUGAAAUCAAGUUCAUCCGACUCUACGACAACCCGGGGAGCGCAGAGAAGAAGAAGAAGAAAGAAGAGGAGGAGAGGAAGAAAGAGGAGAAGAAGAAGAGGUGGACGGACUCUAGAGUGGAGGAGGAGAAGAAAGACAGCGGAGAGAAAGAGUUUAUGGAGGUGUACGUCAGCUCACUGAAGGACAGAGAAACCGUCCCUUACUCCACCACCAAGGUCUCCAUCUCCUGUGUGCUGUGAGGAAGAGUGUGAGGACACACACCUGUUCUUGUUUGUGACACACUGUGGGUCCUUGUGAGGUGCACUUUAUGCAGUAUGAUGUAGAAAUGAUGAACAAAUGGUCUGCGGGGGAUUUUGUAGCAGUACCGUAAGUGACCACCAGGGGGAGUGAGCGAGCACUGGGUAACAUAUUUCACAAAAGAAAGUCAAAAUAUUCUGACAUUUUAAGUCGUUAAUUUAAGUUAAAAAAUGAGGAUGAGAAGAUGACAGGGUGACUCAAAGAAAGAAAAAUAACAAAUAUUAACUUGUUUUUUUUAACAUUUCUCCAACAUUACCUUUUGAUUUUUGUUUUUGAAACUUCUCGUACGAUAGUUUGAUUCCUGCUAAGUUUCUGAAUGUUUGUGUUGUUCAUGGUUGAGUAUCAGGAGUGUUAGAAUCAUUCUGCAGAGUUGUUGGUGUGCGCAGGUAGCUGGUGGAUUUGAGACGUAAACACUGUGACCAAAUGAGGCUGAACGUCAGAGAAAUGAGAGACUGUCAGAGAAAAGGCCGAUUUAUAGUUUGACUCCACAAAACACUAAAUCACUAAGUCAGUCUAAUCGUUGAAUUUGAUACGUUUGUGCAAUAAAAUGUGAAGAGUUAGAACUUAUUAAAACACAUUUACUGAUUUUAUUUAUUCUUUAAGUUUUAUUUUUUGGGCAUUUUUGCCUUUAAUGGAGAGGACAGCUGAAGAGAGACAGGAAAUGUGGGGAGUGGAGGGUGGGGGAGGACAUGCAGUGAAUGGUCGAGGCUGGAAUCGAACCUGUGACCUCUGCGACGAGGACUAUAGCCUCUGCAAGCUU
Notolabrus celidotus (New Zealand spotty) is the source of this 2104-nucleotide messenger RNA. RefSeq names its product leucine rich repeat containing 2 (gene smim22). The coding region runs from base 120 to 1286 and encodes 388 amino acids. Gene Ontology annotation, molecular function: protein binding. The transcript is spliced from 10 exons. NCBI's taxonomy places the organism in Eukaryota, Metazoa, Chordata, Actinopteri, Labriformes, Labridae. The record is from RefSeq and is a predicted model, not a curated record.